AUGUGUUUCAGCAAUGAACCAUGGUCUCUUGUUCGCAUCCAGUUCCAAGUUCAACAUGCGGUGGAAGCAAUUGAAAAUGCACUGCAUUCUGAAGUAAUCACCACGCCUGGUCGCACGGUACGCUGGAAUGAAAACAAUUUUAACAGUUUUGUGCUUAAUGUUGACGGUAGCUGCUUGGGAACUCCUAUUAGAGCGGGUUUUGGUGGAAUCAUAAGAAAUUAUGCAAGUUUAUUUCUUAAAGGUUUCUCUGGAUAUAUUACAGCAAGUUCUGACAUAUUGUUUGCCGAGCUUACAGCAAUACACCGUGGUAUUCUGCUGGCCAUUGAUUUAGGUAUUGAAGAAAUGGUUUGUUACUCGGACUCCAUGAUCUCCAUUCAGCUCCUCACUAUGCAUGCCAUCACUUACCAUGCCUAUGCUGUGUUGCUUCAAGACAUCAAAGAUCUCUUGUCCUCAAGGAAUUUCACCGUUCAUCAUUGCCUAAGAGAAGGAAACCAGUGUGCUGAUUUUUUAGCUAAACUCGGUGCCACUUCGAAUGAAGAAUUUUCAACUUAUGAUACUUCUCCAAGCGACCUUCUUCCUCUGAUCAAGAACGACGCCUUAGGAGUUCUUUAUCCUAGAGCUUAG
Messenger RNA from Medicago truncatula (barrel medic), 624 nucleotides. RefSeq lists its product as uncharacterized. The transcript has a single exon. The coding region runs from base 1 to 624 and encodes 207 amino acids. The record is from RefSeq and is a predicted model, not a curated record. NCBI's taxonomy places the organism in Eukaryota, Viridiplantae, Streptophyta, Magnoliopsida, Fabales, Fabaceae. Gene Ontology annotation, molecular function: nucleic acid binding; RNA-DNA hybrid ribonuclease activity.